GCAAAUUUCAAAAAUGUCUACUUUGCUGGAUAUGCCUGUAGAAAUAGGCAAACUAGUUUUGAAACGCAUGAAGCCCGUGGAACGACUGGUCUGCCGAAAAGUGUGUAGAAGCUUGAGAACCGCGGUGGACAGUUUUGGAAUUCGCUUCAAUAGUGUUUCAGUGGAUUUGUAUGAUGAUUAUGUUUUAAUGGACUUGAACGGAUUAAGCAUCAAAUACAAAAGUGAAGAAAAUGGGACCUCUGCUGUAUAUUGCAAUGGGAAACGUAUUGCCAGGGAAGAAGAUUAUUUGAAAGUAGCGUUCGAGGAUUUAAUGGCAGUAAUGGACCAAACCUCACAAUUGUGCUUCAGAAACAAAAGAAAAGAGCUUCUCAACAGCAUAACCUCCGUUACAGACAUUUUGAAAAAUAAAGAAAAUCUCUGCGUGAAGGAAAUAUUACUUAACACAUUUUCAUUUGAUGAUGCCUUGCUUAUUCUUCCGUGUUUCAAUGCUCAAGUCCUGGAAAGUAUCGAGUUAUGGGAAGCUGCUCCGAUUGACCAUUGUGAACGGCUCACCGGCUUGGACCAGUGGAAAAAUGCGAAACGUUUCCGAACUCACGAUUCUCGGUUCCAGAAUGAAAAAUUGCAAAUUGGACAGUUGUUUCAUUUUGAAAAGUUUCAAGUCGAAUUUGAUAAUUUCUCAAUUCUAGACGUUACGAAAGUCAAAGAGGAUCUCUUGAAAAGAAGCGAAUUCAAAGAAUGCUCUCUCAUAAUUGGUAGGUUCGAUUCAACGCCGUUCAAAAUUGCACAAUUAUUCAAGCCGGAUGUUGCUGAAGACAUGAAAUAUGAAAUCAAAUAUUCCGUGGAUAAUAAAAUAUUCGUGAUUUUUAUUAAUAGACAAGUGUUCUGCUGUGAGCUUAUGUAACCUUUUCCCCAAAUUUUUUUAUAUUACGAAUCUCAUAAUUAUCAAAACACCCACAUUCCACACUUUCCUGGCAAAAUAUUUGAUCCGAUCCUCUUUUCCUCACUAUCACUGAAAACCUUUUAUUAAAAAAAUCGCGUUUUUUUCUCCACUCGCAUUUUUCCAUUAACUUGUAUUUUUCCAUAAGUUUAUUCAUAAAAUCUUCGCUUUUU
Caenorhabditis elegans is the source of this 1110-nucleotide messenger RNA. It is a transcript of the gene fbxa-11, whose product is annotated as F-box domain-containing protein. Lineage: Eukaryota; Metazoa; Nematoda; Chromadorea; Rhabditida; Rhabditidae. The record is from RefSeq and is marked reviewed. The transcript is spliced from 3 exons. Bases 14 to 901 code for a protein of 295 amino acids.